This is a messenger RNA of Chroicocephalus ridibundus (black-headed gull), 3437 nucleotides long. RefSeq names its product zona pellucida glycoprotein 1 (gene ZP1). The record is from RefSeq and is a predicted model, not a curated record. The transcript is spliced from 11 exons. Gene Ontology annotation, molecular function: structural constituent of egg coat; acrosin binding. Gene Ontology annotation, biological process: binding of sperm to zona pellucida; prevention of polyspermy. Gene Ontology annotation, cellular component: egg coat. Lineage: Eukaryota; Metazoa; Chordata; Aves; Charadriiformes; Laridae. The coding region runs from base 21 to 2870 and encodes 949 amino acids.
CGGCAUCGCCCGCCGCCGCCAUGGGACGGAGUUUCUCCUUUUUCCUGCUCCUCCUCUUGCACCCGGGGCCGGGAGCCGCCGUCUCGCUCCUGCGGUACCGCUACGACUGCGGGGACUACGGCAUGCAGCUGCUGGCCUACCCCUCCCGCGGCCGCACCGUCCGCUUCAAAGUCAUGGAUGAGUUCGGCACCCACUUUGACGUGGCCAACUGCUCCAUCUGCCUCCACUGGCUCAACACCGGGGCGGACGGCGCCGUCAUCUUCUCCUCCGGCUACGAGGGCUGCCAUGUCCUGGUCAAGGAGGACCGCUACGUCCUGAGGGUGCAGCUGGAGGAGCUGCUGCUCAACGGGGUCCUGGCUGCCUCCUACCAAGUCAACAUGACCUGCCCGCAGCUGAGGGACUACGAGAUCCUCACGGGUGGCAACGUGGGCACCGAGCAGCGAGACGGCCGGGGCAACAGCGUCCACCAAAGCCAGGCCGAUGUCCUUAUCCCCAAGGCCCAGCCUGGUGGCCCGCAGCAAGUGUCCCAGUCCGCCCUCACCGUCCCGGCACCCCAAGUCCCCUCGGAGCAGGUUCACCCCGUGGCUCAGACCCAGCCCGUCCUGGUGCACCCCGGGCUGCAGCCCCAGCCCAGCGGGGUUCGUCCAGGGCUUCAGCCCCAGCCUGGCCACGUUCUCCAGGGCCUUCAGCCCCAGCCAGGCAUGGUUCAUCCCGGCACCCAACCCCAGAGGGGUUUAAUACGCCCAGGGAUGCAGCCCCCAGCCCAGCCUGGGCUCCUUCACCCAGGGCUUCAGACUCAAAACCAGCCUGGGUUGGUGCAUCCUGGGGCUCAAAACCAACCGGGUCAUCUUCUACCAGGGGUUCAGACCCAAAACCAGCCUGGGUCGGUGCAUCCUGGGGCUCAAAACCAACCAGGGCUCCAUCGCCUCGGGGUUCAGACCCAAAACCAGCCUGGGCUCCUUCACCCGGGGCUUCAGACCCCAAACCAGCCCAGGCUGGUGCAUCCUGGGGCUCAAAACCAACCAGGUCAUCUUCUACCAGGGGUUCAGACCCAAAACCAGCCUGGGUUGGUGCAUCCUGGAGCUCAAAACCAACCAGGGCUCCAUCGCCUGGGGGUUCAGACCGCAAACCAGCCUGGGUUGUUGCACCCUGGAGCUCAAAACCAACCAGGUCUUCUUCAUCCAGGGCUCCAGCCCCAAAACCAUCCUGGGUUGAUCCACCCUGGAGCUCAAAACCAACCAGGUCGUCUUCUACCAGGGGGUCAUACCCCAAACCGGCCCGGGUUGGUGCACCCUGGAGCUCAAAACCAACCAGGUCUUCUUCAUCCAGGGCUCCAGCCCCAAAACCAGCCCGGGCUGACGCACGCUGGUGCCCAGACUCAAGCAGGCUUCGUACGCUCUGGAGCUCACCCCCAAAACCAGCCGGGUUUAACUCGCCCCAGCCACCAGACACAUUCCCAAACUGGUCUCCUCCGCCCCGGGCUCCAGAGUCAAACUGGGCUGCCUCGCGCCGGUUCCCAGUCCCAAUCCGGCUUGGUGGGCCCAGCUCUCCAGAGCCAAACCGGACUGGUCCAUGCCAACCAUCCCCGGCCGGGUUUAGCGCAUCCGGGACUCCAGUCUCGCCCGGGUUUGGUACGUCCAGGACUUCAGGCUCAGCUCCAACCCAGUUUGGUGCGUCCGGGACUGCAGCCCCAAGCCCAGCCCGGCUUGUUGCGUCCCGGGCUUCAAUCCCAGGCCAGUCUGCUGCAAUCCACGGCUCUUUUCUACCCCUCGCCAGGGGCAGGCACCCAGCUGACGCGGGAGCAGUGCCAGGUGACGGUGGGGAGGAUGCCCUGCUUGGCCCCCCAGGGCCGGGAGGGCUGCCUGCAGGCGGGCUGCUGCUACGAUGACAUGGACCGCGCGGCGCCCUGCUAUUACGGCAACACGGCCACCGUGCGGUGCCUGCUGGACGGGCACUUCGUCCUGGUGGUGCCGCGGGGACUCGCCACCCAACCCUACAACCUGGACAGCGUGCGCCUGGCCAGCGGUCAGCCGGGCUGCGAGCCCCUCAGGGUGACCGAGACCUUCGUCAUGUUCCGCUUCCCCGUCACCCAAUGCGGCACCACCGUCCAGGUGAUCGAGGACCAGCUGAUCUAUGAGAACCAGCUGAUCUCCACCAUCGACGUCCAGGGCUCCCCCCGCGGCUCCAUCACACGCGACAGCAUCUACAUCCUCCAAGCUCGCUGCGUCUACAACGCCAGCGACCUCCUGCCGCUCCGCAUGGAGGUGGCUGUGCCCCCCACGGCCACCCCCGUGGCCAUGGCGGGGCCGCUCGGGCUCCAGCUGCGCAUCGCCACCGACGAGAGCUACAGCUCCUACCACCCCGAUGGCGACUACCCCUUGGUGAGGGUGCUCCGGGACCCCAUCUACGUGGAGGUUCGCCUCCUGCAGAAGACGGACCCCAACCUGGUGCUGGUCCUGCACCACUGCUGGGCGGCCCCCAGCCCCGACGCCGCGGCCGAGCCCCAGUGGCCCAUCCUGGUGGACGGCUGCCCCUACGCCGGGGACAACUACAGGACCCAACUUGUCCCCGUGGGACCGGCCUCGCCGCAGCUGCCCUUCCCGAGCCACUACCAGCGCUUCGUCAUCUCCACCUUCACCUUCGUGGAGCCCCCAACCAUGGCGGUGCUGGAGGGAGAGGUGUACAUCUCAUGCAGUGCCUCGGUGUGCCACCUGGCGCAGCCCGAGCCCUGCCGUCCCUCCUGCCAGCUGGGAGUGCCCUCACGUGCCCGUCGGUCUCUGGGGGACAGGAGGAGAGCUGAAGCCGUGGGCACAGUGACCUCCCAGGGACGCAUCGCCUUGCCGAAGGUCCCCAAGCUGCGGCGAGGCUGAGCCCGAAGGCGCCGGGUGAGCGCCCCUCCGAAUUCCUAAAUUUCGCCUUCAUCCCAGCUCUAACUAAACUCUCCUCUUCCUCAUCUUCCUCCCACGCGCAGCUCCUGCCUCCAGCCUGACAUCUCGGGGCAAGCUGGCAAAAUAAAUCCACGCUGGAAAAACAAACCCAGAGGCGGCGGGGGUGGUUUGUCCGCGGGGGACGGGAGGAAAGAGGAGGGUUCCCUGGCCCAGAGCUGGUGGCCCCGGCUCUGUCACAGCCUCCUCUCCUCUGUGCUACACCUUCCCAGGAGCCUUCCUUACUCCCGGGACACCAGGGGCUGGCACGCGCCGCCAGGGUGAAUAGUUCUUUAUUUCCAUAACGAAACUAGACCACUGCUUACAAAACCUGCGCAGCCCUGCCCUCCCCCUUCCCUCCCCCCCCCCUCCCUCCCUUCCUUCCACACAUCCAUCCCCGCCGCAAUCCCGGCGGCCGCAAGCAUCCACCAAGCGUGCCGGGGUUGGGGGGGGGGGUGGGAGCCUUUUGUUGCAUCAAAUUACAAGCACAAAACAGAAUCUAAAGCCAGAAAG